Ictalurus punctatus (channel catfish) is the source of this 3533-nucleotide messenger RNA. RefSeq names its product transferrin receptor 2 (gene tfr2). The transcript has 19 exons. Gene Ontology annotation, molecular function: transferrin receptor activity. NCBI's taxonomy places the organism in Eukaryota, Metazoa, Chordata, Actinopteri, Siluriformes, Ictaluridae. Gene Ontology annotation, cellular component: external side of plasma membrane. The record is from RefSeq and is a predicted model, not a curated record. The coding region runs from base 161 to 2509 and encodes 782 amino acids. Gene Ontology annotation, biological process: transferrin transport; endocytic iron import into cell.
UGCUGUUAGAGAGCGUGAGUAUCUUCUUCAUCCUGGUUUACUGCUCUCGUUAUUUUAUGAGUCUUUAAUACAUGAGUCACAUGUCUGCAGAGGGAUCAGAGGACGUUUUAACGGUAAAAGUUGGACACGCACGUUAUUAGAGAGGUCAUAGAGGAGGUUGAUGGCUGACCCUGUGCGAAGGCUGCUAGCCGCGUCCUCAAGAGACCGGGCCCAGGUGGAAGAAGUGGGCGGGGUCAGUGGCUCUGUAUCUCAAGUGGAGCUUAAGCUCAUCCAAUCAGGAUCAGAGGCAGGCUCGGAAGCGGGCCUUAAUAAUGAUGUCACAGGUUUGAUGCAACGACAACGGCUCAGCCGGAGGAAAGCUGUAGUAUAUCUGACAUUGAUAGGACUGCUGAUAUUCACUACAGCGUUCCUGCUGGGAUACGUGUCAUCUCGUGGAACGUGCCCUCUCUGUGUGGACGAGGGGGAGCUGGUGCUAGUCGAUGACACGGCCGGACCAGACCAUUCUCCCAAGACGGGGGGGAUGUACCUGGGGGAGCUAAAAGACAUGCUGAAGAAAUACCUGCAGGAGGAGAAGAUCGAGGACACUGUCCAGCGAGUGAGCAGGACUUCCCACCCUGCGGGGUCUUCAGAGGGACAUGCGUUAGCCAUGGAGAUCCUGCAGAGCUUCCAGAACCUUCACAUGGACCACACGUGGACAGACUCACACUACGCCACACUACAGUUCCCCUCCAGUAUGCAGAGGAACACACUGUGGUUGGUUGAUGCGGAGGGGGUGGAGCUUGAGGAGAUUCUAUUAGACCGUGCCGAUUACUGCGCAUACAGUGCUACAGGAACCGCCACGGGAGGCGUGGUUUAUGUAAAUUACGCCCGUCAGGAGGACUUUGAUCAGCUGAGGAAGAUGGGCGUGACUCUGAAUGGCUCCAUUGCCGUAGCGAGGGUCGGAGGUGGCGUGAGCUUCGCUGAGAAGGUGUGGCAUGCGCAGGAGGCGGGGCAUGUGGGCAUCCUCAUUUACCCAGACCCCGCCGACAUUCCACAGGAUCCACGCCGACUUGGUCUCCAUAGCAACGCCGCUAUCUCCGAACAUGUGCACCUGGGAUCAGGCGAUCCCUUCACUCCUGGUUUCCCCUCCUUUAAUCACACCCAGUUCCCACCCACCCAGUCCUCUGGGCUGCCAAUCAUCUUGGCUCAGCCAAUCAGUGCCAAUGUGGCUUCCAAACUGCUCAGUCAGCUGUCGGGCAUGGCAUGUCCACGGGGGUGGAGUGGGCGUCUCCCGUACGUCCGUUGUGUUCUGGGUCCUGAGUUUUCAGCAUCAGAUGGACGGAAGGUAAAGAUGGCCAUCUAUAACACCAUGACCUCCGUCCUGCUGAACAACAUUUUUGCCUCCAUUGAGGGCAAAGUCGAGCCUGAUCACUAUAUAAUAAUGGGUGCUCAGAGGGACUCGUGGGGUCCAGGAGCCGUCAAGUCCGGAGUAGGAACAGCAGUUCUGCUGGAACUUGCACGCAUUUUCAGUACCAUGGUGCAGAACGGGUUUUCUCCUCGACGCAGUUUGCUUUUCGUCAGCUGGGACGCCGGAGAGUUUGGAAACGUGGGCGCCACCGAGUGGCUGGAGGGUUACCUGUCCAUGCUACACCUGAAAGCUGUGGCCUACUUCAGUCUGGACCAGGCAGUCAUGGGUGAUGAUACUUUCUCUGUGUCCAUGAGUCCCUUGCUUGCUGACCUCAUCGAAGGAGCCAUUAAACAAGUUGAACACCCUAAGCACGUAGGUCAGUCCAUCAUGUCUGUGGCUGAAGCUCAGGGAGGUUGGAGGAGAAGAGUGAAGCCGUUGUAUCUGAACAGUGGUGCGUACAGUUUCACAGCGUUCGGUGGUGUUCCUGCCAUGGAGCUGCGCUUUCAUGAGGAGGGCCAUGUAUACCCGUUUGUGAACACACAGAUGGACAGUGUGUUGCGUCUGCAGGAGCGUCUGCAGGGCCGUGUGUGUGUGGUGGGUCGGGCCGUGGCUGAGCUGGUGGGCCUGAUGGUGCUGAGACUCGCUCAUGAUCACAUCAUUGCUCUGGACAUCACACACUACAGCACCACCUCCCUCAAACUCAGCGCCGUGCUCACACAGCUGUCUGCGGAGCUACAGGCACGCGGUCUGUCCCCUCAAUGGGUGUACAGUGCGAGAGGAGAUUACAGUCGAGCUGCUAAAACACUGCAGGAGGCCAUUAAGAAUACAGACAUACAGGACGAGAGGAUGACACGCCUCUAUAACACACGACUCAUGAGGGUGGAGUACUACUUCCUGUCUCAGUACGUGUCAGUGGUGGAGACUCCAUUCCGUCAUGUGCUGCACGGUCGUGGUGAACACACCCUGAGCGCGCUUACUGAGCAUCUCUCCCAGCUGCGUUCUCAUCCUCACCUGUUCCAUGAGGCUCGGUUCCGUCGCCAGCUCGCUCUGUUCACCUGGACACUUCAGGGCGCGGCCAACGCGCUGAGCGGUGACGUCUGGAACGUCGACAACCUGUUCUAGAACCAUAACUGCCCCGUCCAACCAUUCAGGACUCCUCAAGACUGUUCAGUGCCUGUUCUAGAACCUGCAAAAUCCCUUCUAAAACACUUAAAACCAUGUAGAACCUUCAACAAGCCGUUUAGACCCCCUCCUGUAACUUAUAUAGAAUUGUAGAACAUUUACAAUCCAGUCUAAAAGCAUCACAAUCUCUCAACACCAUUCAAAACCCAUUCUAGAACAUUCCAGAACUUUCUGCAUAACUCUUUCUGGAAGCUGCACAAUCUGAAGCUUUCUUUCUAGAACCGUCAGUACUUCCAAAACCCAUUUUGGGGCAUUUACAGUGCAUCCAGAGAAGGACAUAUUACAAUGGUCAGGUAACUUUCUAGAACCUUCACUACCAAUUCUAGGACCUUCUCAUCCUGUUAGAACCACUGGUAACCUAUUCUAGAACAUUUACUCCAUAUCAAGAAUAUUCACAACCCCUUGAGAUCAUUUGCAACAAAUUCUAGAUCCUUCUCUGCCCAUUCUCGAACCUGCGUGUGCGUGCGUGUGGGUGCGUGCGCGCGCGUGUGUGUGUGUGUGCGUGCGUGUGUGCUGGCAGUCUCUCUCAUUAAUUAAUGAUUAAUAGACCGUUAUGAUUACGUUGUAAUUCUUUUUUAUUACUGAGUGAUAAUGUUGUUAAUAGAAGCAGUAAUUAUCGAGAGCAGUGUCUCUCAUAAUUAUGACAGUCAUACUGUCGUCCAAUCAAAAAGCAGCAUCUGCUAUCAAUCGUCCCUGCGAUGUCAGAGCCACGCCCCUGGGCUGUGACGUCACCGGGUUCCGUUUUGCCAGUGAUAAUGGAGAUGAAAGUCCACCGGUGUGACAUCACUUCCCCUGUAGCUGUGAUGUCAGAAGCGUUGUGUGUCACUCACUAUUAGAAGGCGUGUGGUGUAUCUGAUGAUGUUCAUGCUCUGUGUUUGUGAUGGUAUUGAUUAUUGAUCAUGAGGAUGAUGACGAAGAUGAUGACACAGUGAGAUCAACUCCAAUAAAUUAUUUCAGCAAAUUG